AUGCCCGGCUCGAGCGCGCGGGAUAUCACUCCUGCUCCGAGCACUGAUGAGGAUGCCAACGACGAUCUGGGGCUGGUGUUGGCGAAGAAGAGGACAACCGCCGCGUAUCUGGAAGAUCUCUCUACGAAAAUCAUGGAAAACAUGACGACCGGCGAUGGUAUUCUCGAGUACCUCUCAGAAGACUUUGAAGUGGUCCACGAGGUUGAGAGACAUCUGGAGACAAUGCGCGCUCUCAAGAAGCGAUGGCCAAAUUGGGUCACGAAAGUCAACGAUGCUUCCGCCUCGCUUGUGAAGGGUUCUAACACAGCAGAUGUGUGGUGCUUCAGCGAGGGCGUAGGCACUCCUGAUAAUCAAUGGUUUAUCCGAGAAUUCCGAAGCAUUCUGGCUGCCCGUGCGCUUCCGCUGCUGUAG
Zymoseptoria tritici IPO323 is the source of this 411-nucleotide messenger RNA. RefSeq lists its product as uncharacterized. The transcript is spliced from 3 exons. The record is from RefSeq and is a predicted model, not a curated record. Lineage: Eukaryota; Fungi; Ascomycota; Dothideomycetes; Mycosphaerellales; Mycosphaerellaceae. The coding region runs from base 1 to 411 and encodes 136 amino acids.